This is a messenger RNA of Anthonomus grandis grandis, 2169 nucleotides long. Its product is annotated as procathepsin L-like. Gene Ontology annotation, molecular function: cysteine-type endopeptidase activity. Gene Ontology annotation, cellular component: lysosome. Bases 147 to 1151 code for a protein of 334 amino acids. The record is from RefSeq and is a predicted model, not a curated record. The transcript is spliced from 4 exons. Lineage: Eukaryota; Metazoa; Arthropoda; Insecta; Coleoptera; Curculionidae.
AGUGCAACAUUACAAUGGUUUUCAAAAUAUCAAUCAAAAUUUUGAUGUCAAGAUAUAAAUAUGGUAUAAAGGAAAUUAAAAUGUAAUUACUUUAAAUAUAAGCUUUAAACUUUCGUGAAAACCCGGUUUGAUUCAACGUAUCUAAAAUGCUUAACAACUAUACUAAACUAUUACCAAUCCUGGCUUGUUUUAUGGGAUCAACCAUCGCUUUUUUAAACGAAAGCGAAGAAAUGUGGAAAUCAUUUAAAUCUAUGAACAACAAAAUAUACUUUUCUGACGUUGAAGAAAAAUUAAGAUUCUCAAUUUUCAACGAGAAUUUAGAAAAAAUUAAAAAGAAUAAUUUGGACUACGAAAAUGGAUUAGUAACAUACAGACUGGGAGUCACCCCAUUUGCGGAUUUAUUACUUGAAGAAUAUUUGGCUCUUCUUAAUUACAAAAGUGUAAACAGAACAUCGUCCUUGAAAAAAACCACUUUUGUUAAUGCUAAUACCAAUUUACCUGAAUCAAUCAAUUGGUUAGAAAUCGGUGCUGUUACUCCAGUUUUAAACCAAGAAGCUUGCGGAUCCUGUUGGAGUUUUAGUGCUACAGGAGCUCUUGAAGGUCAAUACUUUUUAAAAACCAAUCAACUGAUUCCACUUAGUCAACAAAAUCUAAUUGACUGCUCUCGUGACUAUGGUAAUGAAGGUUGCCAAGGAGGACUAAUGGAUUAUGCCUUUAAGUAUGUCGAAGACUACGGUAUAAUGGCUGCAUCAGACUAUCCAUAUACUCAACAAAACAGUAUUUGCAAAUUUGAUGCGGAGAAAAGUAUAUUAAAAGUACAAUCAAUUGUGGACAUAGAAUUCCAAAACGAAACUCAACUCGCAGCAGCAGUGGGUACUAUCGGUCCCAUAUCCGUUUCUGUAGAUGCUAGUUAUUGGCAGUUAUACUCCGGUGGUAUAUUUAAUGAUGUAUACUGUGGUACUGAAAUAUACAGUCUAAAUCAUGGAGUGUUAGCUGUCGGCUAUGAAACAGAUCCUACUAAUGGAAUAGAAUAUUGGUUAGUCAAGAAUUCUUGGGGUGAUACUUGGGGGGAAAAUGGAUACAUCAGACUAGCUAAAAAUGGCAGAAACCAGUGCGGAAUAGCUACAGAAGCUAGUUAUCCAGUUGUUUAAUUUUUAAAGCACUUUAAAUUAAUGUAGUCGAAAGUGCCACAAGGGUCUAUUGUGGGGCCACUCUUGUUUUCUGUAUAUGUUUCAGACAUAAAUCGAACUUUGCUAAAUUACAACAAUAUGCAGAUAUACAACUUUUGCACUUUAUUAAAUUACAAUAUUAUACAAACUCAAUUAAAUAGUGACCUAAAUAAAUUAAAUAAAUAUGCACAAAGUCAUAACUUACAUUUAAAUCCCACAAAAUCUUGCAUAUUGCUGUUUGGUAAUAAUAAUAUUAAUUAGAAUCACAUUAAAAAUAACAUUAAAAUUCAAAUUGAAAAUAAUGUGUUGCCUAUUGUUAAAGAAUCAAAAAAUCUUGGCCUAAUUUUAGACUCAUUUUUAUCAUUUGGGGCACAUAUUGCUGCUAAACAUUGUAUUGCUUAGCGGUUAAAGAGUUUAAAUAAAUUUAAAAACUUCUUAUCAUCUAAAGUAAAAUAUAGCUUAUGCGAAAGUCUUGAUUGGUUGAUUAUGGAGAUAUGGCUUAUAGUGAAUCACUCACAGGAAUGUUGUAUCGUAAAAUCCAAAAAUUACAAAACUCUUAUAUGAGGUUUGCCUAUAAUAUUUCCUAUGGGUCCCACAUUACUCCUUAUUUAAAUAAUAAUUUGAUUUUAAAUAUGGAAAACAAGAGAAAGAGUCAUAUGUUUAAUUUUAUUUAUAGAAUUCUCAAAACAGGUCAGCCAGUGUAUUUAAAGGAUUUAUUUAAUAGUUUUUAUCAUAAUUAUGUAAUGUGUGCCCAUCAACGCCAUAUGUUUUUAUGCUGACAUAAUCACUAGUUUGGCCCUUGAAGUGUUUGUGGCGGUACGAGACUGUGAAAUCAGCGCGAUUAUUGUUUAUAUUAUUUUUACGCUAGCGAGCCUGCGAGCUCAAAACAAAAAGGUUUUAAUUUUAAAUUUUAGAUUUAGAUUCCAUUUGUUCGUUGUAACGUGCACAGCUUUUGUAGUAUUUACUUGUUUUUUUCAAAAUUAUUAAAUAAUUUUCUAAG